Molecule: messenger RNA, 2500 nt
Organism: Columba livia (rock pigeon)
Lineage: Eukaryota; Metazoa; Chordata; Aves; Columbiformes; Columbidae
Gene: DPM1
Product: dolichyl-phosphate mannosyltransferase subunit 1, catalytic
Exons: 9
Coding region: 56-739 (227 amino acids)
Biological process (GO): dolichol-linked oligosaccharide biosynthetic process; GPI anchor biosynthetic process; protein O-linked glycosylation via mannose
Cellular component (GO): endoplasmic reticulum membrane
Molecular function (GO): dolichyl-phosphate beta-D-mannosyltransferase activity
Source: RefSeq, a predicted model, not a curated record
GCACUGAUUGGCCGCGGCCCGUCCCGCCGGUUCCGGCUGCGUCAGCGCGCCCGACAUGGCGGCCGGCGGCGCCGACAAGUUCUCGGUGCUGCUGCCAACGUACAACGAGCGGGAGAACCUGCCCCUUGUCGUCUGGCUGCUGGCGCGCACGUUCCAGGAGAGCGGAAACAAUUUUGAAAUUAUCAUCAUAGAUGAUGGAAGCCCGGAUGGGACACAGGAAAUUGCUGAGCAAUUGGAAAAGAUCUACGGAUCAGAUAAAAUACUUCUGAGACCUAGAGCAAGAAAGUUGGGCCUCGGCACUGCUUAUAUUCAUGGAAUGAAGCACGCUACAGGGAAUUUUAUUGUUAUUAUGGACGCUGACCUCUCUCACCAUCCAAAAUUUAUUCCAGAGUUUAUCAGAAAGCAGAAAGAAGGCAAUUUUGAUAUUGUAUCUGGAACAAGAUAUAAAGGAAAUGGAGGAGUAUAUGGCUGGGAUUUGAAAAGAAAAUUAAUCAGUCGUGGGGCCAAUUUUCUAACUCAGGUUUUGCUGAGACCAGGUGCAUCAGACUUAACAGGGAGUUUCAGGUUGUACAGAAAAGAAGUCUUGCAGAAACUAAUGGAAAAAUGCGUUUCUAAAGGAUACGUCUUCCAGAUGGAGAUGAUUGUUCGGGCUAGACAGUUAGGAUACACUAUUGGAGAGUGCUGCGCUGGGUGCCACCAUCAUGGCUGGAAAUGCUGUUUCCAGAUGGAAAUUCCUUGAUAUUGUUGAUUUCUAAGUGGUUGGAGGACCCUCUGUCUUCAUCUGGUCUGGCUGCCACCCAAGAAACUACAGCAAGAUAAAAACUACUCUGAUACUUACGCUCACACCCAGAAUUCAGGACACAGAAGGAUGUCUGAAAGCCUGUUCAGUUCUCCUGCCUGGAUUCCAACUAUUUCUGCUUGGUCUGCCGUAUCCUUUGCACAUAUUUUCAUGUUGUGUUCAUUCCCUUAAGUAUCUAUCGAAUAUUAUUUCUGUUUCCAGUUGCAUUAUCCUGUUGCCUUAAACUCAGUUCCUCUAACCUUCAAUCACUUCUCACUACAUUUUCUCAAAUUGAACGCUUAGGUUACAAGGUCUAUGGGUCGGUGAUUUGUUUAUCCAGUGCUGCUGUAUUUUUACACAUUUUUUCCUGUGUUUUCUUAGAAAUUUAUUUUCUAUGUGUAAUAAAUCCAUGCAAGAGCCCUAAAGUAUGGUGGUGACAUAAGUAAGCAGUGAUAUGGGACAAUCCUCCCCAACCUUGCCCAGGUGUAACUGAAUGACACAAGAAUGUCUUGAGCUGCAAUCUAAAUCAGUGUGCCAGUGGUAAAAAAUGACUGAAAAAAGCCUGGAAAAUAGGCAGGUCCUAAACCUUGUUUGGGGUUCUGUAUUUUAGCCGAUAACAAUGCAACCAGCUUAAGCGGCCAUGAAGUUAGCUGACAGCUUCUGAAUAUGGCACUGACUCAACAACAUCUCAGAAAUGUUUCACAACACACUUUCUUAAUUGCACAUCAGAAAAAACACCCCAUCUACUCUUGGAAGGCAAACUGAAGUUAUUAUAGACAAACCAAAGCAGCUUUCUCUGCUCUUCUUUGUUGAGACAUAAUUCACAGAUCCCAGAAUGUGAGAGGUUGAAGGGACCUGGAAAGCUCAUCCAGUGCAAUCCCCCCAUGGAGCAGGAACACCCAGAUGAGGUUACACAGGAAGGUGUCCAGGCGGGUUGGAAUGUCUGCACAGAAGGAGACUCCACAACCUCCCUGGGCAGCCUGGGCCAGGCUCUGCCACCCUCACCGGGAACAAGUUUCUUCUCAGAUUUCAGUGGAACCUCCUGUGUUCCUGUUUGAACCCAUUACCCCUUGUCCUGUCACUGGUUGUCACCAGAAGAGCCUGGCUCCAUCCUCCUGACACAUACGUAUAAACACAUAUGUAUAUCACAGAGAAACUUUUAAGUACCUCAGUUCUAGAAACCCUUUAAGUGCUAAAGCACAAGCUUUGUUUUUGCAGGUAAAUUUUGUGUAUUUCCAUUCCGUUGUAAAAGACUUACUGGUUCUUACGACCACUAAUGUGAAGAUAACAUGAAAUACCUGGUGAAAUAAAGGUGUGAUUUGCAGACAGUGACAAAUAACGUGCUCUGCUGAACUAGAAAGUCUUCAAGCAAGCUGGCAAAUACAAUAAAAUGUCACUAUAUUCUUCAUAAAAGCUGUUUAUGUGAAUUCUGCUAAACACAGUAGUGUACACAUUUUCAGGCGAUUGGCCUCUUGAAAAUGUAGGAGAUCCUUGAGUUUUAUGGAGUCCAAGUAAUUUAUGACAACUUUGCUAAGCUUUCGUACUUCAGGCAACAAUUUGAAAACACAGACUUUUCUUUCUAGCAUUGUAAGGCUUAACUAUAAUAGGCAUCACUCCGAACCAGAAAGGUUUUGAAUGCCAAGGAUGGAAGGAUCUUAUGCUUCGCUUCAUCCUUCAAGUGUUUGUGUAUUUUCGAAGUAACAAAAGCCGUUAUUCUCUUUC